UAUUGAUAGAUAAUUUGCUAUCAUUGAGUCUAGAAUGUCAUCUUAUUAGAAUCUACACCACCGUUAAUUCUAUCAGGGGUGUUAUCAACGUUAUCUAGCUCCUCUUAGUAGUUUCAAUUGCGCAUAGUUACGAUAAAAGUAAAAACUCGGGCUGAUCAACGUGAUAAGCAACGCCUAGUCCCAAGCCAUUGAAUCCAAGUCCGACGGGGGCUGAUCUCUUGUCUAACAUAUCCGUUCCGCGCCUUUGGCGUUUUCUCCCACAUCAAUUUCCCAUUUUUCCCAUUUACAAUGUGAUCUUGACAUCAUUCCGACCUAUCGUAAACUCGAAAGCCAAUAUCACCGGCUGUUGAAUUGACUUCUCGCGACGUGGCGGAUGCAGAGGCGGCAUAAGCAAGGAACUCACUAUGCGUUCGCGCCCGUACACGCCGCCACCUUCGCUGCCACCAUUUCUCGCCGAAUUAGCCACAUUGCUCCCCAAUCGUGAGUGCAGAAGCAGCGAGGGCGACAGAGCGACAUCAUUGUUAUAUCUGGAUCCUGAGACGAGUCGGUUGUUGCCGGCAAAAGAGCGACCGCAACAUUGUGUAAGAGUGCAGGGUCGAUUGGCGCCGGUGCGCAGUGUUUCUGUUGCCAACCUGCGGUCGACAAGCCAGACGCGUUUCGACACGGCAGUAAGCGGUACUCCGGCUCGACCCCGGAGGCCGCGAAGCUCAGAUGACCUAAAUCACGAGGUGGGAAGUGAGAUCAGGGAGAGGGAUUCCCAACUCAGAGGCUAUGGCAUUGGCGGACGGGGCAAUAUCCGUCGGCCAACAGAGGUCAUAGGGACUCAAUCCGAGUCCUCCUUAUCCGCGCUCUCGCUCUUUUCAAGUAGCAGCUCGACGACGCACCGCUCAUUCUCAGGGCCAGGUGUGGAUAAGAAAUUUAGUUUUUCGGGAUUAUUAAAUCGAAUCGAAGAGCGCAGGGGGAAGGAGUAUUUGAAUAUGAAUAAUGAUACGGCUUAUGGAAGAAGCCUGACUCGAGCCUAGGGAUAUAUCACGAAGUUUUUAUUACGAGUUCACUAUAUAUAAUGCAUAGCCUGGAUCUGAGAGGCAGGUCUAACUUAAUUGGAAUACAUAGUAUAGUUAAAGACGUAUCGCGUUGUUUUAGCGGUUGUCUUAGUAUAUAUGAGCUUCUACUAAAAUUUCCCAAGUCACCUAUCUACCUACUCUAAUAGAUAGAAAAAUAAUUAGUUAAUCAAAGAUGUUAGGUAGGUAGAUUUAGUGCUUAAUAUAGAUACCUACACAGUCGAUGAUGGAUGUCUGCUUCU
This is a messenger RNA of Daldinia loculata, 1303 nucleotides long. RefSeq lists its product as uncharacterized. The transcript is spliced from 2 exons. Lineage: Eukaryota; Fungi; Ascomycota; Sordariomycetes; Xylariales; Hypoxylaceae. The record is from RefSeq and is a predicted model, not a curated record. The coding region runs from base 405 to 1022 and encodes 205 amino acids.